This is a messenger RNA of Marmota monax (woodchuck), 999 nucleotides long. It is a transcript of the gene Fam170a, whose product is annotated as family with sequence similarity 170 member A. The transcript has 3 exons. The record is from RefSeq and is a predicted model, not a curated record. Lineage: Eukaryota; Metazoa; Chordata; Mammalia; Rodentia; Sciuridae. Gene Ontology annotation, biological process: fertilization. The coding region runs from base 1 to 999 and encodes 332 amino acids. Gene Ontology annotation, cellular component: nucleus.
AUGAAACGGAGACAAAAGAGGAAACAUUUGGAAAAGGAAGAGUCCCAGGAAACUGAUGAGAAGGGAAGAGGAAUGUCAAAAUCACAAGAGGAUGCCCCUCAUCUUGAAUCCACUGGAGUGGCCAAGAUGUGCCGCCUAGGAGGAAGGGAGUUCUCCUCUGCCUCGGAAUACUUCUCCUGUGUGUCUUCUCCAUACAAGCUCUUCCAUGGUAGUAGAGGAACCCGGAAAUUACAAGACAGUCCCAAGCCUAGAUCACCCCUAACCCAGUUUCAAAAACAAGGGGAGACUCUUCCCCACUCCCAGAAUAACUCCUUCUCAACCCAUUCAUCUUAUAAGACCUGUGUGUCCUCUCUGUGUAUGAACAAAGAGGAAAAGGACAUGAAAAUAUACUACAUGCAGGUAAAAAUGAAAAAAGGUGUAGCUGUCUCCUGGGAAACAGAGAAAACCUCAGAGUCCCUAGAAAAGCAUCCAAGGAUGGAAGAAGUAAGCCUUCCUGAGAAAGUGCGAGUAGGUACUCCCCCCUCUGAUGUAUCCACCAGAAACCUCCUGUCUGACAGCGAGCCCAACGGGGAGGAGAAAGAACAUGAGGAAAGGGCAGAGGCAGAUAGCUCGCCAGGGUCACCUGCAGUGGAGGAGAGACCCAGGGCCAAGACACCUGACUGGCUGGUGACCAUGGAGAAUGGUUUCAGAUGCAUGGCCUGCUGCCGGGUCUUUGCCACCAUGGAUAUCCUCCAGGAGCAUGUGAAGCAUGGGAUCAGGGAGGGCUUCAGCUGCCACGUCUUCCAUCUCACCAUGACUCAGCUGAUAAGCAAUGUAGAACCAGAGAGUGCCCAAGAAGAGGAGGAUGAGGAUGAGGAGGAAGAGGAGGAGGAGGAACAAGAGAAGCCAGAAGACAAGGAGAAUAAGGAGGACCAGCCCACAAGGGAAGACCCUGGCCUGAAGAGACCCUGGAGCCAAUGUCCAGGCUGUGUGUUUCAUUCUCCAAAGGAUAGGAAGUGA